AUGCGAUUAUUUACGUCAGUCUUUGUACUUGCUGAUACACCUCAAUCUCACAUCUAUGAUCCAGUGCUAGCGAGUGAAAAUUCGAUACGAGUGCUCUCUCCAAACUCUGCAAUGCCGUCUCAGAUUCAUAUCGCUUUGGCCGAUGAAGUGACGGUGACAAGCUCGAAAUCCAUUGAGAUAUCAAAGACGACGACGAUCAAGACGCUAUUGGGUGUAACGAUCUCAUGGGCAACAGCAAUGAAGACAAGUACAUCGUCGGUGCGCUAUGGAGUGUCAAAGCACAAAUUGUCGACGAUACAACAGGCCCAGAAACCCUGUGAGCAGUAUGACUUUUGCUCUUAUACGUCUCCUUGGUUACAUCAUGUGACGAUUUCAGGCGACAAGUUAGCACCAAAUACGAAUUAUUUCUAUCAAUGUGGAGACGAUAUGGGCGGGUGGAGUAUCAUUUAUUCGUUCAAGACGGCUGUACCUGUCGGAGAUGAGACACCACAGACAUUUGGUGUUAUUGGAGACCUUGGCCAAACAGUGUACUCGGAACAAACCCUUCGGCACCUCGCUAGCUACCAUUCCAAUAUGACUGCUAUCGUGUGUGCCGGUGAUUUGUCGUAUGCUGACAAUGUGCAACCACGAUGGGAUCGGUGGGGCAAACUCGUCGAACCAUUGGCUGCCCGAAUGCCCUGGAUGAUAGCACCUGGCAAUCACGAAGUGGAAACGCCAUGCCAGUCGGAAGUGAGCAGGUUUGUCGCCUACCAGUCUCGAUUCCAAAUGCCUUACAAGCAUAAGAAUGCUUUGCAACGUCGUAACCUGUACUAUGGUUUCCGCGUUGGCCUCGUGCACUUUAUCAUUCUGACACCGUAUGUCGACACUGCCCCGAAAUCAGUGCAGUACGAGUGGCUUAAGCAAGAACUUUAUCGUGUCGACCGCAUUGCUACUCCAUGGCUAGUGGUGAUCAUGCACGGGCCGUGGUAUAAUAGCAACACAGCACACCAGGGCAUGGAGCCGCACAUGAUGAUGAAGAAGCAUAUGGAAGACAUUCUCUAUCGGAGUAAGGUGGACGUGAUCAUUUCGGGACACGUUCAUGCCUACGAGCGCAGUCAUCCCGUGUACCAGGAAAAGGUUGUCGUGGAUGGUCCAAUCUACGUUGUGCUGGGUGAUGGAGGAAAUCGCGAAGGUUUGGCACCUACGUACUUUGAUCCACAGCCAGAAUGGUCUGCCUACCGUCAGGCUGAGUAUGGGUUUUCUCUAUUCAACGUGGCAAAUCGUACUCAUGCAAGCAUGCAGUGGUUUGAGGAUCAAGUAGUAGGUGACGCUAUAUUACGUGACAUGGUCACUUUAACCACCUCCAAGUACCGUUCGAGCUGA
Peronospora belbahrii is the source of this 1362-nucleotide messenger RNA. NCBI's taxonomy places the organism in Eukaryota, Oomycota, Peronosporomycetes, Peronosporales, Peronosporaceae. The record is from the annotation of a GenBank genome assembly.